AUGAACGACGACGAUCAAUCACAUGAACAGAAUACUUCAAAAAACGUACCUACAACAUUACAAAAUCCGUCGCUAGUUGUCAAUUCUAUGUUAACAGCUUUAGCUCAAAGUUUACUUCCAUCUUCAACAGAUCAACAACAAUUCUUAGCUGAUUUACAAGCAGCAGCAACAUUAGUGAAUAAACAAAAAAUAUCAUCAACAAGUGAUAAUAAUAAUUCAAUUGAAUUUAAUUGCCAUAUAAAAACAAGCCCUACAGAUAAUGAAGAUGUUGUACCACAGAUAACACAAGCAAAACGACGUGCAACACAUAAUGCUGUUGAACGACGACGUCGUGAUCGUAUCAAUCAACACAUACAACAACUAUCAAAGCUAAUACCCGAUUGUAGUAAUUAUGUCAAGAAUCAAAGUAAAACAGUUGUAUUAGAAAAAACAAUUGCGCACUUACAUGAACUUCGUACACAGAAUCUUGCGUUGGUCAAACAAACAGUUGAUGCGGGAAUAAUUCUUCAUGAAAAUGAUUUACUAAGAGAGCGGAUUCGUGCAGUCGAACAAGAAAAUGAAGUAUUAAAAUCUUUGUUAACAAAACAAAACCUAUUAAAUGGGAGUGAAUCAUCUUUAUCAUGA
Molecule: messenger RNA, 624 nt
Organism: Rotaria socialis
Lineage: Eukaryota; Metazoa; Rotifera; Eurotatoria; Philodinida; Philodinidae
Source: the annotation of a GenBank genome assembly